Molecule: messenger RNA, 2325 nt
Organism: Fusarium coffeatum
Lineage: Eukaryota; Fungi; Ascomycota; Sordariomycetes; Hypocreales; Nectriaceae
Exons: 2
Coding region: 1-2325 (774 amino acids)
Biological process (GO): DNA replication; DNA replication initiation
Cellular component (GO): nucleus; replication fork protection complex
Molecular function (GO): single-stranded DNA binding; DNA replication origin binding
Source: RefSeq, a predicted model, not a curated record
AUGGCUCCUGCCUCGCCAGCAAAACAAGGAAACGACUCCCAAUGGCCCCCACGAUCUCCGCAUGAAGCUCUGCUUAGCACGCCGCGGGGACGGGAGCGAUACCGACAGAUGAUGACUUCGCCCAGUCCUUCGCCGUCAAAAAGAGGUCGCAACUUACCUUCAAUGAACCUUAUGGCCGAGAUCGAAAACGACGAGGACGACGAGGAUGAGGAAACGCUGCAGUUGAAACUUCAAGAGAUACAGGCACGGCUCAAGUUGAAGAAGCUACAGAGCGCCAAGUCGAAAAAGACGGACGAUAAUGUUGAAAAUCUGCAUGCGACGACCUCGGAACUUGCGAUAUCAACGCAACCUCCAAGCCGUUCACGGCGCGCGACAACUCCUACAAAGGCAGAGCUACCCGCACAACAAAACAAUGUCCAAGUUCCUGCGUCGCCAGUACGAAGGAUAAAAGAGCCCCAACUUCCGACCUCCCCCAGCAGAGUGUUACUAGGCAUCGAUAAAGGACUCAAGGCUCAGGAUAUUUCCUUGAAGCGUGCGCCUAGUUACAGAGACUCGCAAACAACGACUGAUAUUGGACAAUCUGGUUAUCUGCGGAGAUCAAGGACUACCGGAAGCGCCAACUCCUCGGCUUCAUUCGAUAACGGCAGACCUCUGAGCUUCAACGAGCGGUUGGCAUCUGUAAGGACAGACGAACUUGCAAGAGCUCAGCGGCAAAAGGACAUACAAAAGUUAAGAACGAAUGCUUUCGGAAUCAGCCAGGAUGAGAUGGAACAAUACAAAAAGAAAGCUGUCGAAAUCCCAGACGAGCCAAUCAAAACCCCGUCCUUUUCAAGAGAAGAGAUCAUGGGCAAACCCCAGCCUGUGGAGAGGCAACGAAGCUACACUGUUCCCAAUGUCCAAUCGCCCGGCAUCAGUCGCCCAGCUACUUCGAUGGCGCUAACGAGAAGGAAGAAUACGCCCCCUGGGGAAGUAACCGAUGAACAAGCAGCCGGCAUAGAGCCAUACUCGAGUUUCCACCUGUCCAAACGAAUCCUGCCCCAUAGUGUCCUUGCUCGACAUGUUUCUGGUAAAAAGGCGUACAUGAUCAAAGAUCUACUCAGAGACGUCAAAGCACCAGAUUUUGCGCUACCGGAUAUUGAACAGGAUAUUGUGGUAUUUGGCAUUUUGGCCAAGAAAUCUGAACCUCGUGCCCACAAGCCGACACAGAAAAACGGGAAGACGGAGGAUCGGGGGAAAUACAUGGUCAUGACUCUGGUUGAUUUAGAAUGGGAACUGGACCUUUUCCUCUUCAACUCGGGGUUCACAAGAUAUUGGAAACUCACUGAGGGUACCGUUAUCGGAAUUCUCAACCCUACACUCAUGCCACCACCGCCUGGGCGACAUGAUACUGGCAAGUUCAGUCUGGUUAUCAACUCGGACGAUGAUUCAAUUCUUGAAAUUGGAACAGCUCGCGAUUUGGGAGGAUGCCAAUCAGUCAAGAAGGGCGGAGAUAUUUGUGGCACCUGGGUAAACAAAAAGCGAACCCAGUACUGUGAAUUUCACUCGAACGAGGCCAUCCGCAAACAGCGCUCUACGAGGUUGGAGGUCAACGGAAGCAGUUUUGGCACCAGAAAGAACAAUUCUAGAGAAGUCUAUCAAUUUGGCGCUCAAAAGAAAGAAGAGGCCAAGAAAUACGACUGGGAGACAAAAACGCACUGGUUUGCCUCACGUACGAUGAGCACGGCAGACCUGAUCGAUGGCAAAGAUCGAACGCCAAAUGACCGAAAGGAGAGAGCAGAGCAUGUGAAGCGAACUCUGGAGGCAAAGGAAAAGGAGCGUGAAAUGAUGAAGAAGCUUGGUCAAGUUGGUAAUGCUGCGGGAAGAGAAUAUAUGCGGCAAGCUGGUUCGCGGACUUCGAGGUUGCCUGCUUCCGCCUCGUCUAUAGAGCCAUCGCCAAGCCCAGCGAAUAUCGCGGACGAAGUUCUCAGGCCAGAUGCAAAGUCACUUGGGCUACUAGGGAAGAGCAACAUUCAUCUGAGUCCUGUUAAACGAAAACGUCCUGACAGUUCUUCAGCUGGAUCACAAGCUGGCUCGGCCACAAGUAGUGGACCGUCAGCUUUUGGUUGGGGAAGUAGUCUGAAAGACAAGCUUUCGAAGAUGAAGGAAGGGGAGAAGUUACGCAAGGAUGGGCAGCCGCCAGUGAGAAAAAAGACUCGCUUCGUUACCGACAAGGGCAUUCGAGAAGCUGGGAGAGAAAGUCUCGGUAACGACCUGAUCAGUAACGAGCUGGCGAAGCGGCGAAUCACGCUCGACGAUGACGAUGACGACUUGGUUAUUGUAAAAUAA